Daphnia carinata is the source of this 1313-nucleotide messenger RNA. Its product is annotated as alpha-(1,3)-fucosyltransferase C-like. The transcript has 3 exons. Gene Ontology annotation, molecular function: alpha-(1->3)-fucosyltransferase activity. The coding region runs from base 66 to 1271 and encodes 401 amino acids. The record is from RefSeq and is a predicted model, not a curated record. Lineage: Eukaryota; Metazoa; Arthropoda; Branchiopoda; Diplostraca; Daphniidae. Gene Ontology annotation, cellular component: membrane.
CUCUGUUCCUGUUCCUAUUUGAGAGCGCGUCAACUGACGAUCGAGUUCACGGGAAAGCGACGAACAUGUUGAAAGGAAAAAGAAAGAUCGCCUUUUUAAUUGUUAUGGGUUUUUCGUUCUUUGUUUGGCAAUUCUAUUUGCAGCAAUCAACAAAAUCCGUGAUUGAAUUCCCACAGCAUCCAACCACUAAAGAACUUACCACCGCGGAACGGUAUCAACUGUUGGACAAAUACAUGGCUGAAACUCUUGUAGAAGAAAAUCCGCCGUUCAAACGGAUCGUGUUUUGGAAUGAGGCGUAUGGAAAUAAAGAAUAUGGCGUCGGAUUUGGACGUGAAGCCUUGCGGAAACACGGAUGUCCGGUGUGGCAGUGCGAGACUACAGAUAAUCGAACAGAUGCGCACACUAGUGAUGCUGUACUUUUCCACCUUCGUAGCUGGACAAAAAAUGAUUUGCCGGAAAAACGAUUACCUCAUCAACGCUACGUUUUCUGGAGCAUGGAAUCUCCAGUUUGGCGUGAAUACGCACACGCGGAUCAAGCAGGGGAAUUUUUCAAUUGGACGAUGACUUAUCGAUGGGACUCGGACAUGGUCGCAACUUAUGCCAACAUUAAACCCAUCGGGAAAGUCCCGCUUCAUUUCGAUGAAGAUCAGGUGAAGUUUCAUUUAACUAAUUCAAAUAAAACGGUUAAUUAUGCAAAGGGUAAAACGAAAAUGGCAGCCUGGUUUGUGUCAAACUGCAAUUCGAAAAGCAGCAGGAACGAAUUUGUCAAGGAACUUCAGAAGCACAUCGAUGUCGACGUGUACGGUAAAUGUGGAACGAUGAAAUGCCCCACAACGUCUGAUGAAGAAUGCCGUGAUAUGGCGGCCAAAGAUUACAAGUUUUUCAUGUCGCUAGAGAAUUCUUUAUGCCCUGAUUACAUCACGGAAAAGUUCUUCGUGAUGAUGAAUCGUACGAUCCUGCCCAUCGUCUACGGCGUUCACGACAGUCACGAAAAAAUAGCGCCAACGCAUUCGUUCAUCAACGCGGCCAAAUUUGAAAACGUGAAAAAAUUGGCGGAUUACUUGAUUUCACUCGACAAAAACGACACGUUGUACAAUGAAUAUUUUUGGUGGAAGCCUCAUUUUAAAGUGAUGAGUAAUGAAGCGAACACAGGUAUGUGUCGUUUAUGUGCUGCUCUUCACGAUAAAAGUUUACCUUCAAAAAUCUAUCACGACAUGACUGGCUGGUGGGAAAAAAGUGUUCCAUGUGUGACAUCACCAAAGAUCGUUUGAUAUUAAAAUGGAUCUUGAUCAUCCUGUCAACGAAAACACUUG